Molecule: messenger RNA, 1966 nt
Organism: Lycium barbarum (goji berry)
Lineage: Eukaryota; Viridiplantae; Streptophyta; Magnoliopsida; Solanales; Solanaceae
Product: rust resistance kinase Lr10-like
Exons: 5
Coding region: 1001-1966 (321 amino acids)
Biological process (GO): protein phosphorylation
Molecular function (GO): protein kinase activity; ATP binding
Source: RefSeq, a predicted model, not a curated record
GCAUGCUUUAGUACUACUUUUAUGGAAAAUCAAAAAUUGUUUCAGAUCUUAAUAUUCUAGUGCAAAUAAAUCAAGCUACAUGUGUUGCUGCUAUUGAUGUUUCUUUGUACAAAAGGGUUCAUCAUGGAUUUAUUUUCUUGGUUCUUUGUUUCCAUUUUCUUUCAUUUCUUGUGCUUUGGUUCAGCUCAAGGACAAAACACAUCCUACUCAAUCUGCACUAAGGAAUUUCAGUGUGGAAACUUAAGCAAUUUGAGCUUUCCUUUCUAUAAUUCCACUCAAACAAAUUGUGGAUUGCGCAAAGUGAAUUGUGAAGUUAGUCCAAAUGCCACAAUUGAAUUAGAAGGGGUGAAAUAUCAAGCUCUUUGGAAACAAGACUUUUCUAUCGGACUUACGGACCCUAUUCUUGAAAAGUUGUUGAAGAACAAAAGCUGCACAACUUUCGAUAGAAAUCUGUCUCUCCCAAUUUCUUCUUCAAUCACACAUAAAUGCAACGGUAUCCUGAAGAGUGCACAUGAAGAAUUUUUCUCUUUCCCAAGUUAUCAAAACUACAGUGGCUGCAAAGUUUCAUAUUAUACUAUAACACCUCAGUCUAUCAUUAUCCAGGAUUCCAGUUUCCUAGUAGCUGUUCACAUAUUCAGUUACCCUUGGAUUCAAAUUCAGAAGCAAAAUCAAAUGAUAGUGUCUUAUUUGAUCUGUUAACUGAUGAAGUUAUACUAGGAUGGACCGUGUCUGAUGCAUGUAAUCAAUGUUAUUAUACAGGAGGCAGGUGUCAAACUGAUAAUAGUACUAACAACUUUCUUCGUUAUAAUAAAAUCAACAAAGGAACAUCGAGAAAGCUUCUUCGAACAAGCUGGUUGGUCGUAGCCGCAGGCACUUUUUCUCUGAAAUCUGUGACUGACCUAAAAAAUUCUCAGUUGCUUUUUCCCUUUUGCUAUUCAAGAUUUUCUUUUGCAAAUACUAUAGUAGUUGUAUUGUCCCGAAAACAGACUCUUCCCAGUGCAUGACUUCAUUUUUUUUUUGCACAUCUGUAGUUUUCUCUUGCCCUGGGAUCUUGAUUUUGCUUUUCUGCUUUAGUAAAAAGAUUUUCUGGUACAAAUGCCUCAUGUUUUGGGAAUCUAAAGCUGAAGAUCACCGAAAUAUUGAAGCAUUUCUGAAGAACUAUGGGUCAUAUGUUCCAAAAAGAUACAACUAUAUAGAUAUCAAACGAAUCACCAGUCGCUUAAAAAACAAACUAGGCCAAGGAGGAUAUGGUAAUGUAUACAGGGGAAGUUUGCGUAACGGGAGUCAAGUGGCAGUAAAGGUCCUGAAUGAACUAAAAGGCAGUGGUGAAGAUUUCAUUAAUGAGGUGGCAAGUAUUAGCAGGACAUCGCAUGUUAACAUAGUGAACCUUGUGGGAUUUUGUUUUGAGGGACGCCAAAAAGCUCUUGUAUAUGAAUUCAUGCCAAAUGGAUCUCUUGAAAAGUUUAUCUAUGAGGAAAGAUCUGACACAAUUCGCCAAUUGGCUUGGCCAAUACUUUACAAAAUUGCACUUGGCAUUGCUCGAGGAUUGGAGUACUUGCACCGUGGUUGUAACACAAGGAUUUUGCAUUUUGAUAUAAAGCCUCAUAAUAUCCUACUUGACGACAAUUUCUGUCCUAAGAUUUCUGAUUUUGGUCUUGCCAAACUGUGCAUGAAACAGGAGAGUACUGUGUCAAUGUUAGGUCCACGAGGGACUAUUGGCUAUAUUGCCCCCAAAAUUGUUUGCCGAAACUUGGGAGGUGUCUCUCACAAGUCCGACGUCUAUAGCUACGGAAUGAUGGUUCUAGAGAUGGUUGGAGGAAGAAAAAAUAUUGAAUGCACUGUUCUUCAAAUUCUAGAUGAAGAUUUGUCCUUACUUUUGGGUAUGGGCUACAAAGAACGAGAUGCCAAAAGAGUGUUGCACACGAACAAUCAAGUAGUAGAAAGUGCUGUUGAUUUUCAGAGAUAA